This is a messenger RNA of Anopheles maculipalpis, 384 nucleotides long. RefSeq lists its product as uncharacterized. Bases 1 to 384 code for a protein of 127 amino acids. The record is from RefSeq and is a predicted model, not a curated record. The transcript has 3 exons. NCBI's taxonomy places the organism in Eukaryota, Metazoa, Arthropoda, Insecta, Diptera, Culicidae.
AUGGCAAAGUUUUUGAUGACUUCCCUGUUGGUGUUGGCCAGCGUCGUCAUGAUGGUUAGCGCGCAAGGCUUUGGUGGUGGUCAUGGCGGUGGUGGUAGCCACGGUGGUGCUGGACAUCAUGGCGGCCAGUUUGGCGGCGACCAGCAUGGUGGUGGUGGCCAUGGAGGUGGUUUCCAGGGUGGCAAGCAAGGAUUUGGCGGUGGUCACCAGGGCGGUGGUUUCCAGGGUGGCAAGCAAGGAUUUGACGGACACGGUGGACACAGUGGACACGGAGGAAAGGUACAUGGAGGCGGCCAUGGAGGUGACAGCCAUGGAUUCGGACACGGCCAUGGUCAAAACCAUGGACACGGUCACCAGGGAGGAUACAAAACUCAUGGUUAUUAA